UCUAAAAGUUUGAAACGUAAAACACUAAAAGAAAUAUGAGGUUUGUUCCCUUGAAAACUUACUAGAGCAGUUGGUGGAUGCAGGGAUUGACACACAAUGCCAAUUGAUUAGUCGAUUGAUUUGUCUAGUGUUAAUGCUGCUCGUUUCAAUAGCUACUACGAAAAGAACAUUUUCAACAAUGAAAUAUGUGAGAACUGAUUUGCUCAACAAAAUGAGCGAUGGAUUUCUUGCCGAUUGCUCAAGUAUUUUAUUUGAAACAGUGUAUACUAUUGGUAUUGAUGUAGGCUCCAUUAUUGAGGCAUCACUAAAUUAAAAUACCGUCGUGUACAAUUAACAUUGGAAAAAAUUAUAAUCAUUAUGUUUUUUUACUAUUCAAUUUUCUAAUGAAACUCGGCCCAGUACUCUUUUGUGUUCUGGAUCCGCCGCUGGAAGGCAGGAGGAUAUCACAGAGAUUGUUUUGGGAGGAAGGCUGGUUCCUGGUUGUUCUUCGAAUUUCGACAGUCAAUGGGAUGUACUGGUCGGAUGUUGUCGUCAGAGUUGAUAGAGAUGCUAUUAUCAAGCAGAAAGCAGCGCUGAAGCAGUCACUUGUUCGUGUAAUAGAAGCAAAGCUUCCUAAUUAUCCUCCUCCUACGCGAGCCGGAUCCACUCUGACGAUAGGGAGCCAACCUCCCCGAGUGGACGAUUCGAAGCGGGAGCUCUUCAAGAAAGUGAUCUCGUACAUGACGAUAGGGAUCGACGUCUCGUCCCUCUUCGGCGAGAUGGUGAUGUGCUCCACAACUCCGUGACGCCGGAUAUCGUGCUGAAGAAAAUGUGGUACCUCUACGUUGGCAAUUACCUCCUCCUCCACCACGAUCCCGAUCCAGGGAAGUCGGUGAAGCUCGUGACGAGCCGGAUCCACUCCUACACGAGGCUGUUCAUCAAUCAGGUGGUGGCUAAACAGUGGGAUAUUAGUAUUGGAAAUUAGAAGAAAUUACGGUUUUUUUAUUUAUUUUAAAUAAAAGUGAUAAUGAGGU
Linum trigynum is the source of this 1013-nucleotide messenger RNA. Lineage: Eukaryota; Viridiplantae; Streptophyta; Magnoliopsida; Malpighiales; Linaceae. The record is from the annotation of a GenBank genome assembly.